Messenger RNA from Fibroporia radiculosa, 678 nucleotides. RefSeq lists its product as uncharacterized. The record is from RefSeq and is a predicted model, not a curated record. Lineage: Eukaryota; Fungi; Basidiomycota; Agaricomycetes; Polyporales; Fibroporiaceae. The transcript is spliced from 2 exons. Bases 1 to 678 code for a protein of 225 amino acids.
AUGGCGACUGCCUUGGCACACACGACUGCGCCUCUUCGACCCGACCGUGUGAGAUCCCUUGCCUCUUCCACGGGUUCUGACGGGCUCGUCAGUCGCACAGAUCGCCGGGAGCUGGUUUAUAAAAGGUGUCCACCCGUCGGCCACCUCCUCCCGCCCGCACUCUGCCCCAUGCCGCCGUCCACGGCUCUCCCGACCUUCUACUGGGUCAUCUUCGGGCUGUACGAGCCUCUGCUCACCAGCCUCGGCUUCAUCGGUGCUGUGUUCGAUCCAAAAACCACUCACGACCAGCAAGCACCAUGGCCUGUAGGCGGACCUCCCGACGCGAUGCCGCUGGCGACUCGCGUCACAAUCCUCCAGCUCGGCCACGUCGCAGGCCUUCUCGGAUUGUUGAAUUUCUUCGUGCUUUCGGCUUGCCGCAAGUACCUAUUCUCGCAGCCUGCAUUGCAGGAGAAGAUCGUAGGCGCGCUAUUAAAGCCCCUCCUCCUGGGAGAUUUUCUACACAUCGGAAUCACCCUAUGGGCACUCGGAGACAGCAGAUGGGAUGUGGCAAGUUGGGGAGGCAUUUUAUGGAUCACCAUCGUGACGGGAUUCAGUUUGAUGAUACCAAGGAUUACAUGGCACUUGGGCAUUGGACGCUAUGUAGACAAGAGAGACGGUCAUCUAGGGAAAAGAGCUUGA